AGCACGUGGCUCCGGAGGCCCAGUUAAAUAAUUACGAAACAAUGUGACAACAUACCCGCGGAGCCCGUUAUGCGAUGAAAUCCGCCAUGUUCCCAGAAACUAAUUAGCUAGUGGCUUCAAAUUGUGACUUGUGGGCGGAGCUACGUUAUUCUAAUCACAGAUAUCAGCCACUAAAUUCAUAAGAUGUCAACAAGAAAAAACUCCUCAUCUGAAACAACCAAACACAAAACGUACAAAAAGCAUAUUCUGAUUCCGAUACUCGUAAUCCUCCUACCAUAUAGUUUAGCGAUAAACUUGCCCAGUGGUGAUCCAGCUCCAGGGCGAUCACCAGGACCACCUAUUGAUGAUGAAAUUAGUGAUAAAUCAACGAACAUUGAAGUGGCUGAAGUGUUUUACGAUGAGACGACGGCAAGUGAUGUAACUACUGUAGAAGCCAUUAUUAGUGUGGAUGAUGAUGCAUGUGCUUAUGCAAAGGUACCAAGUGAUAGUGGUGAAGUUAUAACCCUAAGUGAAAGUGACAGUGAUGUUAAUGUCACCAUCAGUCAUCCGAUAUUUGAGACACAGCAAUUGGUUAGAGGAGUCACGUAUGACGUUCAUCUCCAAUACGGAGACACCUCGCUGUGGGACUACGUCAUCACCUCUAUCAUCGGUCCCCACAGCCGCGGGAACUUCACCACCACCACAGAGAGGCCUUGCAGGGACGACCCACUCCCAUUUUUCGUCCCAAAGCAGAGAACAGUACGCUCCAAACACAAGUGGCCGGACAACAAUGAUAGGACGAGAAGUGACAGUGUGUACUUUAGACCCCGAAGUUCGCGAUCUUUGCGCAAGCGGUUGAAGUCCGGAGUGGUUAGUGGGUUCUUGCAAGGUCGGAGUGUCGCUCUGCGUUGGUCGCUUGAUGCUGUCCAUGCUGAUACCAAGGAAACCAGUGUUGUUUUUAGAUUACGAUAUAGAAGAGUUACAAGUGCCACCAUAUACCAAGUGUUCUUUACUAAGCCUUUAAGAUUAGAUUGUGCAAUAAGAAUAAGAAAUGCCCGAACGGGGCGUAUUCACUCCGGCUACUUGCCCCGAGCCCACGGCUGCAGACUGUCCUUCCCCAAGCCUUCAACUAGAAACGCCUUGCUCCUGGAGCUCCAUAAGCUAAACGUCCCAUGUUCAUCAGGGUAUAUCAAAUACGCACCAAACACUCCCACACUCUGCGGGAAACUGGAGCAACUGUCACCCCAACAAAGAAAGUAUCUUUAUCAGUCUUCGUCCAAAACCCUCGAUUUGGAGAUCCGUGGCCGACCUACGUUCGCCGUGACGUACCGCUUAGUAGACUACUGUCAUGAAGUUCUACUGACGGCUAGAAACGGCUCGUUCGAAGUCGGACCAGCGGUUAAACUCUUCUGUUCCUAUAAGUUACACUUGCCUUUCGGAAACCGUGUCGCCUUAAGACUUCAGAUGGGCUCUAGGCCCGCUAGUGAAAUCUCCAAUAUAAUCCACGAAGAUACUCAUCCUUACUGCCGAGGUAUGCAACUCAACUUGCAGGACGGCUUAUCGAAGUGGAAGCAUUGCUCUCAACCAGGUGAUCCCCUGAGAAGUGUUCAAAUCAUCUCCGAGGCAAACGCCAUAAGAUUAAAUAUAAGUGUAGUUAGUAGGAGGAACUCUACAGCUAUGUGGCUCAAAGUUUGGUGGAUGGAUAAGCCUAUCGAGGAUGUUGUUGGCUCAUGUGAAUACGGGUGGGUGGUGGCUGGCGACUUUUGUGUGACUUCUGUGAGAGGUGCCAAGAGAUCGUGGAAGCAAGCUGAAGCGGAAUGUGUGAAACUCGGAGGACAUCUAGCGAGUAUAUCAAGCGAUCGACAGCAACAUAUUAUUGACCAACUCCUUAUAAAUACACCUGGUGCUGGCACGGAUGACGUGUACUGGAUCGGAGCCACUGACGCUGUGCACGAGGGAGAGUUCAGGUGGUCAGAUGGACUGCCCUUCUCUUACGCACAUUGGUUCCCCGGGUGGCGGAAGCACGCCAGCCAGCCAAACGACGAUGGCACUUCCGGUCAGGAUUGUGUGGAGGUGCGGCGCGAGAUGCCGCCCCGUCCGGCGCACCCCACCUUCAUGUGGAACGACAGGAGCUGCAGGGAACACAACCAUUACGUCUGCGAGAGACCAGCCACUAACGAUCCGUACAGAGCAGCCAAGAUCCAGUGCAACGAGACGAUCGUGCUGUCCCGCUCGCACCCGCAUGCCACAGUAUCCAGCCCCGGGUUCCCCCGACCGUACCCGGACGAUGCCGAGUGUGUCAGCGAAGUUCGGGCACCACCAGCACACACCAUACGACUGCAGUUCGAGGAGUUACUUACGGAACAUGAACAACAUUGCAGUUACGACUUCCUGGAGAUAGUGGAACCGAGCUGGGACAACAGAACAGGACACGAGGCGGAGUACUGGCAUCACGACCCCAUCGGCGACAAUGAGGUUUUUGAAGAUGCAGAAUCUCUGAUAGCAGAGUCGGAUGCCAUCAGCGCAGGAUGGACCAGGGGCAGCUCGCGGCGGCUUUGUGGAGACUGGGGCGGGAAGCUCAAGCUGCUGCGGUACCAGUCCAAGGCUCAUGUGCUCAGAGUGCGCUUCCACUCCGACCACUCCAGCCAUUACGCGGGCUACAGAGCUAAAGUCACACUAGCAGACUCGCAAUCCUGUAUGGACUCCAAGCAGAUCCUGUUCAACGGCUACUGCUAUUUAUUCUCCGGGUACCCGAGAGUAUCCUGGACUACAGCUAAACAGGUUUGCGAAGGUCUGAACAUGGUGUUAGCUUCAGUCCACACUCCUGACGAGGAAAGAUUCAUCGUGACCGGAAUCAGGCAAAGCAGCGAUUACAGCGCUGGAACCAUCUACUGGCUCGGAGCUCGUAUAGAGGAUGAUGAGUUUAGCUGGAUUGAUGGAAGCGCUUUAGGAUAUCAUGCAUGGCCACCUUAUAACGACACUGAGGAGCUGGAUAACGCGUGUUUGGGGAUCCAAUGGAAGAGCUCACCAGUUCCAUCACAGCCGAGCGGUCUGUAUUGGACACUCCACAGGUGCUCAGUAACUGGAGGCUACGUGUGCAAACGACGCCUCAACCCCGAGAACCUUAUCAGGAACAACACUAUCGAAGGAACUGAGGGCAUUAUAACCAGCCUCAAUCACCCUGCCGUGUACGAUAACGAUUUGGAUUACUACACCAUGAUCAAGGGGCCUCUAGACACGAGACUGGUGUUCGUCUUCCAAACCCUCGAGCUGGAGUAUCAGACCGAUUGCCUAUAUGACUAUAUUGAGUUGCGAGAUGGAGUCACUACCAAACAUUCGAAAUACUGCGGAACCGUUGGAGAGACAAAGUGGGUAUCGUCGUCCAACGAGGCUGUACUACAUUUCCAUUCUGAUUACAGUACCCAGGGUACAGGGUUCUUGCUGAAAUGGCGCGCGGUGGAGCUGAAGGGCUGUCCAGAACAGACAUACACUGCCAAGGAAGGGGUUAUAAGCAGUCCUAACUACCCACACUUUCUUCUUCCAGAUCUAGAUUGUACUAUUGACAUUCUAGCGCCCGCAGGUAAACGUGUCUUCCUAAACAUCAGCUUCUACGACUUUGGAUAUGGCACAUUUGUAAACGGAGUGCCGUUCAACACAACAAGUCUUGAAGAUUCAUUUCUUACAGUUCAGGUUGACUCUCAGAACCCACCAAUUCAGCCGUUCGUGAACCCAAAUGUUUUGACUAACUGCUUGUUUGUAUCGAUAUCGGAAGUUAUGAGACUACGGUUGAAGACUGCAGAAAAUGUUACUGGCAUCGGUUUUUUGGCGCAUUACAAAACCGUCAGCUUCGUCAAUAUAUCGCACGUGGUGGAGCUGCGAGACGUCCGCUCCGGCCGAGUGUCGGCACCGAACUGGCCCGGCCCUGCCCCGCCCCGCUCGCUCCUUAGCACGAGACUGGUCGCGCCGCACGGGUACACCCUCUCUUUGACAGUUGCGGGUACUACACUUGCCAGACCAGGGGACACUUGUGGAGAUGGCCAGGGUUGGAUUGAGGUACAAGACAGUUACACAGACAACAACGGAACUCAGUGGACGCUGUGUGAAUCCUCAAGAGAUAAACGCAAGGCUGACAUGAAUGCUCCCCUCAUCAUCAACUCCUACUUGCAUACCCUAGUAGUGACACAACAUGCUGUUGAACGAGGACUUAGAAUGGACGUCUCUCUUGCUGUUAACCUUGAUCCCAACUACCAUAGUAAAGUGCUUCUCUUACCAGAUGAAACCAAAUUGGUGUCAUGUUACCCCAACCCUUGUUCACACAACGGCUGGUGCGCUACAGAAGACUCCAGAAAGUUUUGCAAGUGUAGAAGCUAUUAUACAGGAGUAUUCUGCUUAGCGACAGCCUGCGAACGAUCACCAUGCAUAUUCGGUAACUGUUCACUGUCUGAUGAGUCUGAGAGUGAAGGUUUCCGAUGCAUGUGCGCCAGGGGUUGGAAAGGAAAACGAUGCGCCGAGAGGAUCAGGCCGUGUGCCUCUAAGCCCUGCAACCAUCGAGGAGCCUGCUUGGAGAAGGAUGGGCAGUUUUUAUGUCAGUGCAACCCAUCUUGGAAAGGGAAACGAUGUGAAAUACCAAAUCCAACGCCGCACAUCAUUGGUCUGGGAGCUCGCAUGAUGCAAGAACCGUUUUGGCUCGGUCUAUUCGCCGUAUUCUUAGUCCUCGGAAUGGUUGGGUUGAUCUGGUGUGCUAAGCGGCAUUUCCCUGAAAAAAUCGAGAAACUCCUCGCAGAAGAAGCCGACAGAUGCGCCAGACCUUCGCGCGGUGAAAGACAGCGGUACGCCGCUGUGCCCCAGAAGGAGCCUUAGGGCUUUAUAUUGUAGGCGUUACAUACAAGGUUCGCCUUCGCCUCG
Molecule: messenger RNA, 4884 nt
Organism: Leptidea sinapis
Lineage: Eukaryota; Metazoa; Arthropoda; Insecta; Lepidoptera; Pieridae
Exons: 24
Coding region: 184-4839 (1551 amino acids)
Molecular function (GO): calcium ion binding; serine-type endopeptidase activity
Source: RefSeq, a predicted model, not a curated record